Molecule: messenger RNA, 2400 nt
Organism: Exophiala spinifera
Lineage: Eukaryota; Fungi; Ascomycota; Eurotiomycetes; Chaetothyriales; Herpotrichiellaceae
Exons: 2
Coding region: 1-2400 (799 amino acids)
Biological process (GO): P-body assembly; deadenylation-dependent decapping of nuclear-transcribed mRNA
Cellular component (GO): P-body
Molecular function (GO): RNA binding
Source: RefSeq, a predicted model, not a curated record
AUGUCCUUCUUCGGCUUUGACACGUCUCUGCCGAGAGACAAGCCCGGCGGAGCCAGCAAGGGAAUCUUCGAGCACAGUAAUCCUUUCAACGAAGUUGCAAAAGCUCGUAAACUGCAGGCAUUUCACGACGACGAACAGGAAAUUAUUGACUUCGAAGAUACCUACGACGGCCUCGGCGACCAACUCGAAGAGACCGGCGACGAUUUCAAUGACGAUACCUUUGGUGGCGGCGCAGAGGGUGGAAGUGGCCGGGGCACAGGGAAAGAUUUUGAUUUCUUCGGGAAAACCGCCCAAGUUUCGGACGCUUUCGAGCAAGAGCAUGUGCGCUAUAGCUUGCAGCAUCCUGGUGCCCCCGUGGCAGCUCCCACGCAAGCCCCAAAACCAAAGAGAACUGGCUAUGAGAAAUAUCAAGAUCCAGGUUAUAUUCCAGAUAUCCAGGCCAAAUCGGGGGCAUGGAGUUCGAAAGCACAAGUAGCGCCUCAGGCGACAGAGGACCGCAUCAGCACAGCUCGACCUGUUGCCCCUGCCCCUGCGCCUGUGGCUGAACCUCCCAAGAUGAUGAGUCUCGAAGAAGUUGAAGCUGCACUCCUUGCGCAACAACAACAACAGCAGCAGCAGCAGCUACCACCGUUUCCCAUGCAUCAGCCAUACCAAUUCCCUCCUCAGCAUAUGCAGCCUCCUCCCCCGCAGCCAUUCCCGCAGAUGCCACCUCCAGGACCAGUUCAUCAACCCCCACCCCCACCACCUCCUUCGUCAAGUCCACAGAAACGCCACAAUCGCAUGCCGUCACAGCCUCAACAACGAGCGCAACAGCCUCUCCAGAUCCUCCAGAACCCCAAUCGAGCUCGACACUUACCACAGCCGAGUUUAGAUCGUGUGCCACCAAUGGGGCCUGGAGGCCACCCUGUCAUAACACAUCCUCAGCAGUUGAUGGAUUUGUCCGAAGAACAGCGAAGGGCUUACUUGGAGGAAGAUGCGAAGAGAGCCAAGCGUAACCACAAGAUCUUCAUACUUUCCAAGGGAAAUGGCUUGAUGACGCCGCAAGAUAAGAACUUCAUUACCCGAAUUCAACUUCAGCAAUUGGUCGCAGCAACUGGAAACUCCGCAGAUGCUGAUCCUGAAGCCGCCCUUAACGAGGACUUUUACUAUCAGGUCUAUAGCCAGAUACGCGGCGCUCCCAGACAGCAUCCCACCCAACCCCUGGGCCACUUUGCACAAACUUAUCUGUUCCAGACCGGAAAUCGCGUCCGUGGUAGAAAGCAACAGAUAGUCGCAGACAACCACAUGCAGAGAAUGCAACAACAGGUGCAACGCGCUGUUGAAGCCGCCAAGUUGAAGCCAAAGAACAAACAAUUGAUCAUCGAAGGAAGUCUAGGAAAGAUUUCGUUCAGCAAUGCCAAGACACCAAAGCCGCUACUCAAUAUCAGGAGACAGGAGAACACAGAUGGACGACCGACCACUUCAAAGGAGGGUGCACCAAGUGACCGGAAGACAAUACUCAAGAAUAUUGAAGCGGUCUAUUCCACUUUGAUGCGUCUUGAGGACAAUGUCCGGCAGAUGCCUCCACCACCGACCGAGGGAGACGCGGACUCAAUCCAAACCCAGCUUGAAUGGCGGCAAACGAUGCAGCAGCUUAACGCAAAGCUGUGGCAGGAUUUGAAGAUUUUAGAACCAAUUGUGCCUGGUUCCUUAGUGACACAUCCCUUCAUUGCUUUCCUGUCGUUCGCCAAAGGCAAGAAGGCUAUUCCUCGGGUGUUCCAUCAAAUCGAUCAAGAGCAACGAGUAACCAUCUUAACCAUGAUCGUCGUCCAUCUCGAUCAGCUGGAUGUCAUUAGAGACGCUCGUCUUGCCCCUGGAGAAUCCCAGCCAUCGCCAGCAGUGCGCGAAGAGAUUGACCUUUUCUCACAAACUGUCAUGCCUUGUCUGAUGCAAUAUGUCAGCGAGGCACCGAUCAAUAUCAUUGUUGGCCUGCUCGGCUUGCUGAUCGAUCACACUAAUGUUGUUCAAGUUGCACACACCAAAAUCGGUGUCGCCAUGUUGACGAUGCUUUUGACUCGCGCAGAGAUUGUCAAGGAAUCCGGUGGUGUUUCUGACGAGGAAUGGCAGCAAUGGACGACGCUAUACAACCGUCUCUUUGAUAUGCUGGAGCCUGUUUUGGGCUCAAUCUUCCCUGCGGCCGUCAAUGCCGGUGAUGACAUGUAUGUCUGGCAAUUCUUGGCCGCGGUGGGCAUCGGAGCCAGCCCAGAACAACAGCAGCGACUAGUGAUUGGAGUCAAGGACAGAGUGAUGGAGACGGUUCAACAAAGCAAAACUUUACCGGCAGAGAUGUCUAGUGUUAGACUUGGGAACGUCAACUUGUUCAUGAGGGCCAUCGGGCUUGACGUGGAGAUGCUUGGAUAA